This is a messenger RNA of Phodopus roborovskii (desert hamster), 883 nucleotides long. It is a transcript of the gene Commd4, whose product is annotated as COMM domain containing 4. The transcript has 8 exons. Gene Ontology annotation, biological process: DNA repair. Lineage: Eukaryota; Metazoa; Chordata; Mammalia; Rodentia; Cricetidae. Gene Ontology annotation, molecular function: DNA binding; endonuclease activity. Bases 100 to 699 code for a protein of 199 amino acids. The record is from RefSeq and is a predicted model, not a curated record.
UUCCGCCCUCCUAGACGUUGCCAGUCGGAGUCACGUGAUCGCCGAGUCAGCUGACCUGCGUUGAGCUGGAAGAAGUCCUGGCUUCGGUCUCUUGGCACCAUGAGGUUCCGGUUUUGUGGCGAUCUGGACUGUCCUGAUUGGGUCCUGGCAGAGAUCAGCACACUGGCCAAGAUUUCCUCUGUGAAACUGCGACUGCUGUGUAGCCAGGUGCUAAAGGAGCUUCUGGGGCAGGGGAUUGAUUAUGAGAAGGUCCUGAAGCUCACUGCUGAUGCCAAAUUUGAGUCUGGAGAUGUGAAGGCCACAGUCGCAGUGCUGAGUUUCAUCCUCUCCAGUGCAGCCAAGCAUAGUGUGGACAGCGAUUCCCUCUCCAGUGAGUUGCAGCAGCUGGGGCUGCCCAGAGAGCACGCUACCAGUCUGUGCCGCUGUUAUGAAGAGAAGCAGAGCCCCCUACAGGAGCACCUUCGGGCCUGCAGCCUGCGUGUGAACAGGCUGGCCAAUGUGGGCUGGCGUGUGGACUACACCCUAAGCUCCAGCCUGCUCCGUUCUGUGGAGGAACCCAUGGUGCACCUGCAGCUAGAGGUUGUACCUGCCCCAGGUGCCCUGGCCCAACCUGUUUCCAUGUCCCUCUCAGCAGACAAGUUCCAGGUUCUCCUGGCAGAACUGAAACAGGCCCAGACCCUGAUGACCGCUUUGGGCUGAGAAAGGUGUUCCUGGCCUCCGUGUUCCACACUUCCAAGGCUGGCCCUGUCCUCUUGGGUCUCUGGCUGCCUGGCUUUCUACAUAGUGCUCCUGGGGAGGGGGGUCUUCCCCAGAAUUCCCUUCUUUCCUUUGAAAGAAAGUUCUUGUCAACUAUUUUACAGGAAAAAAAGAAUAAACUCAUAUA